AUGGGAUGCAGAUUCCAGUUAUCGGAUAUCGCGGCCAUCACCUCGUCUUCCAUCGGUGCUCAGGGCCUGGGGAAGCUCGAUAGCCGAGUUGAACUUGAGAUUGCCGUUAGAGAGAAGUCUGUGCCCCUCUCUCGGUGCGGGGACCAACUCUGGUAUCGAGCGCUUCGAGAAGGGCUACGCCCUGUCAUCGUGCGAGGCUACCCUGUCAGGGCUAGACCGCAGUCUUUUAGUGGCCUCGAAUUAUCGUACAACGACCUUUUACGUGUUUCGGACGAUGAUGUGUUGGAAGACUAUGAAUCAUGUGGAUCAUCAGUAAGCGAGGCCUUAACCUCGCCCACUCACUCGGACACUGGUAAUUCGACGACUGAGGUAUAUCCGAAUAGCCACGGUGACGUGGUUGUAAUCCUUCGGCGCGUACUGAGGUGGUUAGAGCAUGAUUGGCAAUCCGGUGGUGAUGGCACUCAUUUCGUUGAAGAUCUACUAUAUUCGAAUGCUUCAUUUGAUAAUGAUCAUGUUAGCCGUCGACCCCAACAGCAGCAGGCGACGAACUCCGUUGCACAGGCUGGCCUUACCGCGCAAGCUAGCCCCGUUUCGAAAGGCUCGAACUCUGGUGGGAAGAGGAGGCUAAAAUUACCGCACCGAGCCAACAGGCACGAUGACGACAGCGAUGGCGAAGAAGAGGGCCUGCCACCGAGGAAGAAGCCGUGUAAGAGGCUAGACUCGGACGUGAAAUUUGCUUGCCCGCUCUGGAUAAAGGAUCCCAUCAAGCACCGCCGAUGCGGCGGGUGA
Parascedosporium putredinis is the source of this 789-nucleotide messenger RNA. The record is from the annotation of a GenBank genome assembly. NCBI's taxonomy places the organism in Eukaryota, Fungi, Ascomycota, Sordariomycetes, Microascales, Microascaceae.